This is a messenger RNA of Lotus japonicus, 1232 nucleotides long. Its product is annotated as protein SEMI-ROLLED LEAF 2-like. The record is from RefSeq and is a predicted model, not a curated record. The transcript is spliced from 5 exons. Lineage: Eukaryota; Viridiplantae; Streptophyta; Magnoliopsida; Fabales; Fabaceae. Bases 574 to 876 code for a protein of 100 amino acids.
UGUCUGGCUAAUCCGUCCUCUUCAUCUUACUCUCUCACUAACCUCCUUAUCACUCUACACUCAUUCAAUUAGUUAGUUCGGUUAGUUCAAUCUCCUUCCUUCAACUGUUGCGCUCAAGUUUAAGUUUUUACUACCCUCAUCUCUUUCUCAUUUGGCUUACCCUCCUCCAACAACGACGGAGACCUCGUUCCUAUCUACGCCAACAAAGUUGGUCCAUUUCUCAACCCCAGAUUCGUCCCUUUCUUCGAUCUCCUCUUCAUUCGAUCUCAUCCACCCCAAUGGCUUUGCCUUGCACAGAUCCACAUGCAUUCAUUUCAUUUGGAGGGUUAAAUUCUUGAGCUGCAUUUUCUUCUCAUUUCACAAUUUUUUGAUUUUACCUUUGAAUUUUGCUAUCUGCAGGCUGGUGAUUCAGUUUGAGGGGUGUUUUAGCUUUUCUUUCCCUUCUUCACGUUAAAAUUGGAUUUUUUUCUCAUUGGUGUUGAAGGGAAAGAGAGCGAAAUUUCAAGCCAAACUUUGGUUAAACUCCGUCAAGUUCAGCCUGCUUGUGGCAGUCUUUGUUUCUUCUGCCCUACCAUGAGAGCCAGGUCCAGACAACCUGUCAAGAGGUACAAGAAGCUCAUUGCUGAGAUUUUCCCUCGUAAUCAGGAGGAAGGGGCGAAUGAUAGGAAAAUAGGAAAACUAUGUGAUUAUGCUGCCAAAAAUCUUUUACCCAUCCCAAAGAUUGUGAAUGCCCUUGAGCAAAGGUGUUACAAGGAGCUACGAAAUGAGAAUUUACAUUCAACAAAAAUAGUCAUGUGUAUUUACAAGAAAUUUCUGUUUUCUUGUAAAGAACAAAUGUUCAGUUUAUGGGCGAACACUCUCUCAUAUAUCAGUUGAGUUUGAUAAUGAAGCAGCCCCAUUGAUCCUGGGACUUGUCAUUGUGAUUUUCACAUCUAGCUAAAGCUUCUGUUCCUAAUAGUGUAUAGACCUGUCACAAAGUGUGAUUACUCAGAAAUUGUAAAUGAGUAAUUGAUGAGAAUGAGUGAUAUUUCGUAUAAAGCGUGACAUAAAACCUCCUCAUCUCAUCUCACCUUUUGUUUUUCCCAAAAGUGGUAGAACUAUUCAUAAGAAUGACAAAUGACAUGAUAGAUAGUUGUCGCAUCAACUAGACUACUCACAUCAAGUUUCCCAUCCUGCCUCGACUUUGUGUCAAUAAACACUUAAACUUUAAGUUACUGUUCACUUCAGCUUUA